Venturia canescens is the source of this 11157-nucleotide messenger RNA. It is a transcript of the gene Ptp99A, whose product is annotated as Protein tyrosine phosphatase 99A. Bases 1071 to 5099 code for a protein of 1342 amino acids. Gene Ontology annotation, cellular component: signaling receptor complex. Gene Ontology annotation, molecular function: protein binding; protein tyrosine phosphatase activity. NCBI's taxonomy places the organism in Eukaryota, Metazoa, Arthropoda, Insecta, Hymenoptera, Ichneumonidae. Gene Ontology annotation, biological process: peptidyl-tyrosine dephosphorylation involved in inactivation of protein kinase activity. The record is from RefSeq and is a predicted model, not a curated record. The transcript has 19 exons.
AAUAAGAUCACGAGAGAGCGUCGAUUCUCAACGUCCCACUGAAUAAUCGCUAAAUCUAAUUGUGAAAAAUACUAAUUAAAAAAGUUUAAUCUCGUAUCACUUCUCGAGGUUUUUACGAGAGUCAAAAUUUCAACCCCCUUCCGAGGGUCGUUCGGGGCUCCGUUUAUCUGGAUACAAAAUAACGAGUCUAUUGCCCACUCAGUGAACAAGAGUGCCCAUUAAUAAUCGGUGUUAUAAUUAGAGUGUGAAAAACAAAUUGUACAUACGUAUGUGUGCUUGUGACGCAGCACUAUUAUAGUGCCAAACACCGUGCGAGGUUGACCCAAAAUCUCACUAUCUGCGAACACGCACAAACAUCUAUAAAUGUACAGAAACAAACAGCACCCGUUGUCCCGAUCGUUGUUGAACAACGCGAACUGCCAAACACGAGAAUAUCUCGAGAGACAAUCGUAUCGUGAUCGAUUGUUUGAGUGAAACAUUCGGCUACCCCCGCGCGUGCAUGGACUUUGAUCUAUCGGCCAGUUUUCGGGCGAGCGCUUUUCAACGGAGUACCAAAUACUCGAGCACCAAUGAUCCAAGCGUUCGGGUAUGAUUAUCGAGGAGAAAUAAACUGAGGAAACACUCGAUACGAAUAAAGCAACGAACGGUGGAACGAGAUAGUUGAACAACUGUGGGAGCACGAAAACUGCACGGGUUCUGAUCGAAGGGACCAAAAAUGCGCACAAUUACGAAUCGGGGCUCCAAUUUGGAAAAGCUCGCGGCGAGAUCAACGGAUUACGGUGACGAGAUUUGGCUCUAAAGACACACGUGCGUUUAUAAUUCACUUGGAACAUGUGAGUGGCUGCGUGUAAUUCGGAGAGAUAAGAUACAUGAAAGUUCUCACUGAUCGAUCCCGAGCUUGAUCGAAUCGGCGUUGAUCGGAUUAAGUUAACGAGGCCCCAUUGGCAUCGUAAAACAGGAUUUCGAGUGAGAGCGAGCAGAAGCACAGGGGGCGGAAGAAACAUACCGAGAGAUCACGUCAUCUUCUCGUUAACGUCUUCAAGAGCUCUCGGUAAACUUUUCAAUCAACGAUGGACGUAAGGAAACCCGUUUGGAUUAUCUCGUGCGCGUAUAUCUUCUGGUUUUUCGUCGGGGCUGUGACUGCAGGACGCGUUUUCGAUGUGAUGAAUCCCGUGGUGACUCAGAUCCUCGCGGAUGCUGGACAGAAUCUAACCCUCGAGUGUCCCGGGGUAACCGAAUACCUUAUGGUAUCGAGACUCGAGUGGCGUUCGAACGAUGUUCGUAUCGUCGAAUAUGGGAGUCAAAGUACGACCCUUUUCGUACACAGUAAUCGAGUCUCUCUGUUGGAGAAAAAAUUUGCACUUUUCUUCAGUCCAGUCAAGUCGGAGGACAGCGGGGAGUAUCAGUGUCUCGUCAACAGUCGUAACGUUCCUGAAGUCAUCGUCAACCUGACCGUUCAAGACGUACCAGAUCCGCCGGGGCGUCCGAUAGCGACGAACUUUACGUCCCGUUCUAUCACGAUAUCAUGGGCACCGAGCGAAAACUCUCACAACAAUCCAAUCUCCCACUACAUUAUAAACGUCCGGGUCGGUGAGAAUGGCCCUUGGGACGAGAAGAAAGAGAUCGUAACGCCGAACAACGACACGAAAUAUUAUUUGGAUAAUUUGAUGCCAUUCACGUCGUACAGUUUUCGAGUUUCGGCGGUUAACGCGCGUGGGAGAAGUGCUCCGAGCAUAACGUCACAUUACAUCACAACGCUUCGCGAAGUUCCAGUUGGCAAACCCACAAUCACCGCUGCCUACAACACCUCAGCAACGUCCAUACUCAUUGCCUGGAAACCGCCUAGUCUCGACACGAUGAAUGGCGAAUUUCUUGGCUACAGAAUCGCGUACAAACCUCGUAACAUGGGACCCGAGCAUAUCAAGGAAAUUUAUAUACGUAAUCGUAAAACUGAGAGACACACGAUUACAAAUUUGGAAACUUUUACUCAAUAUUCCGUAUCACUGGCAGUCUUCAAUCCCGAAGGAACGGGACCAAAUGCUUCAGUCGUCAUAAUGACCGACGAAGGAGUACCCAGCAAACCUCUCAAUCUCACUGCCCAUGGCGUUAACUCAACGUCUAUCGAACUGUCAUGGUCGGAACCGGACAAUGCAAACGGUGCCAUAGAAGGAUACAGAGUCUACUUCAUGCAUUCCAAUUUCACGGAUGUCCGGACCCAAAAGAAAAAUGAGCCUAAUCAUCCCGUCAUCGAAUUCGUGCUCAAUAAACUCAAUCCGUUUACCGAGUAUAAAAUAUGGGUCAAAGCAUACACGUGGAAAAACGAGGGGGAGCCAUCCGAGCACAUUAUACAAAAGACUGACAUAUCGGGACCGAGCGCUCCUGUUAUUCUGAACCUGACGUGCCAGGCUCACGAUGCGAUAUACCUCUAUUGGGCGAGGCCUGAAAAAUUUUGGAAUUCCAUCGAUUAUUAUUACAUUAUGUAUCGCAGCGAUAAUAACAAGGAUUACGAGGAAAUGAAAAUUCCAGCUGACACGGAACAUCUCAACAGUGGAAUAACGAUCCCGAAUUUGACGAUGAACACUGUUUACGAGGUUAUGGUAGCCGGCGCAACGAGAAGUCACAUAAAGCGUAACCUUAUAAUACGAGGAAAUUACAGUAUGCCGGGAACCCAAUUAGUGGCACCUAAUUGCGACAAAACUCCACCACUGAUGCGUCGAAGCAACGACGAAUUGAGCGCCGGUGUCAUAGCCGGAAUGAUAUGCGCUUGUUUCGCCGUUAUGCUCGCUGUCACUGCCCUUGUUUUGUGGAGGCCGCCUCUCAGGCGUGUUUUCAGAAAAUGCUUUCAGACGACGUACUGCUUCCUCGAUUAUCCACCGAGAAACGUGCCCACUCUUCAAGAAUGGGAAAACAGCAAACAAGACGGAGAGAGAACUGCGGUUGCAGUUCAAAGAUUCGUGCAGCACGUCGCUGCCCUGCACGCCGACGGGGAUAUUGGUUUCAGCAAGGAAUUCGAACUCUUUCCGAAAGAAACGGAAUUAUAUCUCGCUGACAAUUCAAAACACGCUGAAAAUCAGUCGAAGAAUCGUUACGGCAAUAUUAUAGCGUACGAUCAUUCUCGCGUAAGAUUGCUGUCGUGCGUUGGUGGCUCACCGAACAAAGGCCAGGAUUACAUAAACGCGAACUACAUCGAUGGUUGGCAAAGGUCACGCGCCUACAUCGGUACCCAAGGGCCUCUGCCUUCGACAAUCGAUAGCUUUUGGCAAAUGGUUUGGGAACAACGCGUUUCCAUCAUCGUGAUGAUAACCAAUCUCGUGGAACGCGGAAGACCAAAAUGUGACAUGUAUUGGCCUAAAGAAGGUACCGAGAGCUACGGUCACAUUCAAGUGAGCCUUCUGCGAGAAGACGUGAUGGCAACGUACACCAUUCGCACUUUACAUAUUCGGCAUCUAAAGCAGAUAAAGAAGAAGAAAAACGGUGUGAAUGUGGGCGAGAGAACGGUUUAUCAAUAUCAUUACACCGGAUGGCCAGAUCACGGUGUACCCGAUCACCCACUUCCGGUUCUAAGCUUUAUUCGCAAAUCAUCGAAUGCCAAUCCACCGGCAGCUGGACCAAUCAUUGUUCAUUGCAGUGCCGGAGUUGGUCGUACCGGAGCGUACAUCGUGAUUGACGCGAUGCUGAAGCAAGCGAAAAGCAAAAACGAGAUAAACGUAUUUGGUUUCCUCAAACACAUACGUACGCAACGUUACUCCUUAGUUCAAACCGAGGAACAGUACAUUUUCAUCCACGACGCGUUGCAAGAAGCAAUUGAGAGCGGAGAGACGAACAUCCCGGUCGAAAACUUGCUGCACCACGUGCAGGAGAUGUUGGUCUCGUCGAACACGAAAACUGAUCCAUGGAACAGUCUCGAGGCUCAAUACAAGCUCGUCACAGCGUGGAAGCCAAAAGAUUUCAAUUUGGUGUCAGCUACGAAAGCUUGCAACGUAAAUAAAAAUCGAAAUCCCGAAAUCGUCCCGAUCGAGACCGCGAGGGUUCAUCUUACACCAAAAGCCGGAAUUGAUGGCAGCGAUUACAUAAACGCCACAUGGUUUCCAGGUUUUCAGAGAAAUCGAGAAUUUAUCGUGACGCAGCAUCCGCUGAAAAACACGAUCAAGGAAUUUUGGCAAAUGAUGUGGGACCACAAUUCUAAAACUGUUGUAAUGUUGACGCAAUGUGACGAGGAAUAUCCGGAAUUUUGGCCGAGCGAGGGAGAAGAACUCAACACUGACAAUUUCCGGGUCCAUCUCUGCGGGGUUAAGAAAACCGUGAGCGGUGUCGUACUCCGGGAAAUAGUCGUGAGAUCGUUGCAGGACGAUUACGAGCUCAGUGCGAGAAUCGUACAAGGCCCGGUCACCCAAUCCGGCCUGUGGCCUCACAACAACAAUCCCAAAGCUUUCGUCGAUAUCAUUCAAGAUUUUCACAGAGAUUAUCAAAAUGGACCCAUCGUCGUCAUGGACAGAUACGGUGGAAUUGAAGCUGGUUUAUUUAUUCUCAUGACGACUCUGAUGAAGCAAUUGGAGUUCGAAAAGUCGGCGGACAUUUACAUGUUUGCUAAAUUGUUGUACAUGAAGAGACCCGGAAUCAUAAGGUCGAAGGAGGAUUACGUGCUGAUAUAUCAGUGUCUGGAGGCAGUGCUGUCGUCGAAAUCUCGAGUAGAGCCGGAUCUCUACAUAAUGGCGAACGGCCACGUGAAUUGUUCGAUAAACGAUACGAACGAGGCAGUGCAACGGGGGGGAAUGGAUUAUUCAACGAAAAUCGGGACGAUAAGAGACUACGCGAGUCUGACUGCGGGUAGUGAUCAGGAAUACGUGCACCCGGAUUACGCGAUGUCGAAUCGCAUGAACAAUAUAAACGCCGAGCGAGGGUGUACGACGAUCGACGGCUGUGCCGAUUACGACGACGACAUUAUGAACGACGGUGCAACGAUACCGUUGAGAAAUCCAAAUUAUUCGAAUCACACGGGGGAACAAAUAACGAUCGACGCGAAUGGCUACAUCACCAACGGAAGUAUGAGAAUACCACCCGAGGGAAUGGAAGCGACAUGCGGAAUGGUCCCACAAUGAUGGAGGGAUUUUUCAUUGCAGACUGACGAUUCGUACCGGCAUUCGAGACGUCCGAGCCAGCAUCCGGUUGAUUCGAAUUACGUGCGAACGAGUUGCGGACAUUUUUACGAAGAUUUUCAAGAGCAUCGAAACCCGAGGACUUUAUUGUCAAGCGAAAGACACAACGUGUGACGAAUCGUUAUGAAAAACGACGGAAACGCUCAUUCGGACGAGAGCGAACCGACGGGAACGAGGGACGAGACAUUUUUGUAACCGGAGUCGUUUCGAUCGAGAAAUUUCCAUUCGCUCUUCUUUUUAGUGUUUUCUUUUUCUAAUCCAUUUUUAGGAAGAGAAAAAGCCAUGUAUUUUAGUACGCGCCAUUUUUUCUGAUUUUUUAUGAUUCUUCAUAUAGCUUGACACGAAACACACCGGAGAUUACGACGACGACUCGAUGCUUUCGUCGUCCACCUAGUCCAUAACGAAAAAUAAAAAAAAAUACGAGAAAGCAGACAAGAUAAACGAUUUCAAACGUUUCCAUUCGUCUGUCCAUUAUUAUAAAUUAUGUAUAUUUUCAUUGUAAAUAAUUUAAUGGACCAUCCGACGAACCUAGUUGCCAAAGAAUUAGGUAUUAAUGUGCGUAUCGUUAGCCGAAUAAAUGAAUGAAAAAUGGAAACAAUGUACGAACAAACGCGUAGGACAGAACAACAAAUAAUGAUACGAAAAAGAAUAAUUUGUGUACAUAGAAGUGAAGAUUUUGUAAUUUUGUCUUCGCGUCAUCUUUUAUUUUUGUGCUUUCUUCGAAUCUUUAUUCGCUCGACGAUAUUUUAGUUAGAAAAACUUGUUUUUUGUACAUUUUUCUGGACUAUCCUCUUUGACUCAAAGAAUUUCGAUUUUCUACAUCAUCCGUGAAUUCUGUUGUUCUCUCCGACGAAUGAGAGCAACGUUUUAACGAAGAUACGAAAAAACAAACCCCGAGUUAUACAUCGAUUCGAUAGACUGAAUUUUUUUUUUUAAUCGUAAUUUACCGAUACAAGUGGAACAAUAUUUUUUUAUAUAUGUUUUUUGUUUUCCUUUCGUUUUCAUUUUAAUGACGUCUCUCUCUCUCACAGAGUGAGAAUAAAAUUCAUAGAGGAGCGGAUUCUCCUCAAUCACCAACAGCCACAUGAUAAUUGCGUUUUAGUGGUUAAAAACGUUUUUAAGUGACAAUUUUUCUUUUUUUAAACAAUAAAAAUUGUUAUAGACUUUUACUUUAACUCGUUUUUUUUUCCAUGAAUCCUUUUUUAUCAGGCCACAUAAAUUCCUUCGUGGUGUUGGCAUCUACCAACUAUAAACUUUUCAAUCAAACAUUUUAUUCGAACACAUUUAUCGCCCAAACAACGAGUGAUGAAUUCUCGUGCUCUCGAACUAUGAGUUCACGAAAAACACGUAAUGUAUUCAUUUAUUUAUAGAUAUUAGAACGAGCGUGAUAAAUUUUUGAGAGAUAAUCCGCUGGCCUGGAAUACUCACUGCCAAUUUUAUUAAAAAACUUUUUUUAUUUCUUUAUUUAUACAACGAAAAUUUUUUUACCGAAUAAUAACGUACAUUUUCGUUGCUAUCAUCACUUAAACGAAUCGACUAAAAAACUUUCUUACCACAUUGAGCAUUAUCGCGGAAUCGAAGAUAAAGUUUUGAAUGAAAAUGUCUUCCUCGCUAAAGUCAUUCCUUAGCUCGCACACUGAACGACGAUCAUUUUCAAAUAUUCAUCACUUCGUUCCUUAGCAAUGAUUCACAUGGAGAAAAAACACACACACACACACACACAUUCUACGCUUCAUUCACCGAUACACCAUCGUAACGGUGCCUGUAAAGACUGAAAAUUUUUAUUCCUUCUCAAAUAUAAUUAAACUAAUGUCGUUUUGUGUAAAAUGUAUAAAUUUCAAAAAAAAGUCAUAGAAUGCCGAGAAUCAAAGUCUCAAAACCGCUGUAUUUUGAAGAACACAAACUUUUUGACCGAUUCAACGGUCCGUGUAUAGGAGGAAAAGAAUAAAGUGUCAAUCACGAAUUUAUUUGUCCAAAAGUCAUUGAGAAAUCGAUAUUUUGUCAAUUAUUCUCGAGACGCUAACCCUCGAUUCUUGUUAUUUUCAAAAUCUUCAAUAUUUUUCACAAAGUUUACGUCCUCGACAGAAAUUCAUGAAUAUUUGUAAAACUUUUAAAAGCGCUCCUCCUAUACAACCGUAAUCGAGCAAGCGUUUGAUUUAAAAAAAUCAAGUUCGAUUCGAAAAUCGACAAAAAUGUAGAAAGUAUAUAGCUGUACCUAUUGUACGAACGAAAUAAGGUGAAGAAUUUCAAAAAAUACCAUUAAAUAUCCCUCCAGUGCGUUCGACAUCUACUAGAAUUAAAUCUAUCAGAGUCGCGAAUGAUAAAAAGUGAUAAAGAGGAAGCGAGAGAAUGAUAAUAUGGGAGAACGAAAGAAAUGUGAAAAUUUUAAGUUUAUCAUCAAGCACUAAGAUUACAAAAGAAAUCAUUAUUCCUUGGGCCUCUCGCGUGUCUGUGGGAACCCAAGAAAAAAUCUAUAUAAAUAUAUAAAUAUGAAUUAUGAUAUGUAGAGCAGUGAUUUCAUGACAAAUCGACUCAGUUGUUUCUGUAAAAAUAAAAUGCGUCGCACUCGCGUGUUAAUCUGUCGUGAAGUAAGCCACAUGUAGAAACGACGUUGAAUGACUGCAAAGAGAUCGUGAAUGAAGUGACUAAAAAAUGAAUUUUCGAAGUGAGACAAAGAGGAAAAAACAUCGUAGUUUUGUAGUCUACGGAAGUGAAUGCCGAAAUUUUCAGUCUCCAAUAACUGAUGAGUCAAAGACAAAAGCACUGAUUGCCAGUAAUAUUUGAUCCGCGAAUUCGUGACUGCCUUAAAAACAUCGAUUGAUCGACUAAAAAUCCGUUUGGCCCGCUCUUCCUCCUCGAUUUUUCAAUUAUAAUACGAAUUGGUGCAAUUAGUAAGUGAUUUAUGAAGAUAUUCAUAACGAGCUCUCCGUUUGAAAGUUCAAGAUAAAAAUAAAAAAAAAGGAAAAUUUUUAAUGAAACGUUAAAUCGAUCUCCGAGCGAAAAUUCUCCGUCUAUCUUAACACUAUUUUCGAUGUCAGUACCAGAUCGUACUAAAUGCUGUAUUAUUACGCUGUAGUCGACAUUUACCGUAACAAUUAUAACUUAAAUCAUAAUCUCGAUAAUAUUAAUAAUUAUGAUACUUUGAAAAAAAAAAAAUAAAUAAAAACGAUAUAUACAUAUGUAUAUAUAUUACACAUAAGCAAAAUCAAUUAGCCGUGUAUAGAGAGAAAUGUAUAGAUUCUAGUCAGUGAAAUGAAAAUCUGUGACAAAAGCAGGCGCGUGUGUAUCGAACGAUGAUCCAACAAUUCGGACUCCAGGCAGACCUAAAUUCUCAAUUUGUUUUUUCUUUUCUUACUUUUUGUCGUAUGUAGAAAUUUGUAACGAGGCAGAUUCGAGAAGCUCGGUAUUUCGAUAAAUGCAGCAGACCGGAAAGGGAAGGUCUGCCUAAAAAAAGUGUUUCGAUUGCUUGCACUCGCUGGAGCAUGUGGGCCGAAAGGAAGGAACGAAAAGAAAGAGAAAAAAUAAAAUUGAUACGAAGCGAAAAUGGCUUUUAGGAAAAACGAAAAUGGAAAUUUGGCUCGCGGCUGUAAAUCCUUAGAACUGUAUGUUUGACGUAGUAAUCGAUGGACUAAGUAAUGUUAUUAUUACAUAAUUAAUAACGAGUUACAAUCGAAGAUGAAACAAGCAAAUAAUCACAAUCAGACUAACGGAAGAAGGAAGGAGAAGGAAAGCAAUCCAAGGCUAGUUUUUAAUGCGAAAAUAAGACGCAACGGCGCGUGACACAAAAAACACUUGAACGAGCAUUCGCUCUAGUAUUUUCCCUCAAAGAGACGAAAAUAAAAGAACUCUGUGGGAUUUGAAACUUCUUAUUUAUUAGGACACUGAACCAGGAGUUAUGCGAGUUGGCAAACAAAAACCACGGUCUAAAAGUUGCUCCAAAAUUUUGAAAUCUCACGAUAGGUCAUAUCGACGUAUCAGGGUAGAAGAAAGAUAAGAUUCAAUGAGGAAAGUAGACAGACAAAAACACACACACACACACAAAACGUGAGCCGUCCCCGUUGAAAAGAGGAAUUAAAGGAUUGGAAAUAGGGAAAAAUAAGAUGAGCGAAAAAUGAUAAUUCACACACAUUCACACGGUUAAGUGCACGGCAAGACCUCUGUACACACUCUUUGUCCCUGUCUCAAUCUGUCUUUCUUACAGUAUCUUGCCGACCAAUUAAAAACUAAGCUAUCGUUACGAGCGAGAGAGAAAAAAAAACAGAAUAAAAUAAGACGAAAAUUGGUGUGAGGAUAACAAAAUAAUUUGAAAAAAAAAAAAAAAAAAAAAAAAAUAAUAAUGUGCACGAGUUCGUCGGAACUUUUGAGCCUCCAGACUGUGUCGUUUUCGAUCGAAACGAGACCUUAAAUAUAAAUAUCUAUACAUAUUAUACAUACGAUUUUUUCGUACCUCUCAGCUACGCAAUUGUCCUUUUUUACGUCGAUCGAACGAACGAAUGACUCCAUUUUGAAAAUAAUAAAAGAAAAAAACAAACAAUUUUACGAAUCAAUGAAAUAAAAAGGAAAAGGAAACAAACCGAAUAGCUAAUAAAGCCGAAUACGCCCACGAGUUUGAGACUCUCAACGGUACAUCGAAGUCACAGAUUCAUGGUCAGUCACCGUCAUGCAAUUUUGCUCGCACUCAUCAUUGUUUUCGUUCGAAGCAUCGUUGAAUUCAUCCACUUUAUCAUUUUGUCUGAGGGAAAAAAAAAUUGGAAACACGACGAACAUAACGUUCGAUUUGCGAAUACAGGGAAAGAGAGAGGGAUAAAGUGAGGGAGCGAAUACAAUUAUAAUUUACCGAUAAAAUUAUCGAUUUAAUUGAAUGAACAUCGCGUCGCGGUGGCAACCGGGUUCCCCGAUGAGCACACGUGACGCCAAAUAUUUUUGCCAUUCCAAUCAGUAUUUGUACAUAGACAUUGUAAAUAUUCAUGCGAACAUCCGAUAUAGAGUAUAUUCAAAAUAUACAAUGGGAAUUAAGAGAAAAUACACGAAAGGAAGAAUGGAGAAGGAAAAAACGAAGCAGAAAAAAAAUAACAAAAGAAACUAAUCUUAUCGUUAGAGAAUUAUUAUUAUUACCAUUAUAGGAAAUUAUUUGUAACAAAUGAAAGAAAUAAUAACAGAUUAAAAACAGAAAGCUAUUAAAUAUUGCAAGAUUAAUAAAGAGGAAAUGGGAGAGAUCGAAGGAAGAGAUAUUGAGGAGCAAUCGAGCAAUCGUCGCUGUACAAUGUUUGAAAAUGAAGAAAUGUAUCAAAUAUACACGGUAACAGGAAAGGGAGAGAGAGAGAGAGAGAGAGAGAGAGAGAGAGAGAGAGAGAGAGAGAGAUGUAAUUUGCUCCAUGUGUGGCUUUCAAUGUAAACGUCACAGGCAUAGAAAAUGAAAAAAAAAAAAAAAACAAACAAACAAACAAACGUCGAGCAACAUCGGGCCAUUGAGUAAAACGAAAAAAAUUGAAUAGAAGAAAAAUUAAAACGGUUCCUUCGUCUAAAGAAAUCGUGAAUGUCGACGUCACACAAAUUUAUCAUUUUGAAAAACAAUUCGUGUGUGUCUUUUUUACUGUGGAAAAACAACAACAACAACAACAAAACAAACUCAAACAAACGUAAGGUCAGCAAAACGCAACAUGAAUGAAUAUACGUUUGGAUGCGCAAAUAUUUCAUCGUUGAAAAUGCACAAGCGUCACUAAAGUGUAGCACUUUGAAUUCGGAUUUUCGUAGAUUCCGAGUAAAGCGUAUCCGCAUUUUAUAUACAAAGAAAAAAAGAAACGAAUGAACGUACAUAAAGCACCAACAUCCUCACACACGAACACACAUCUGGCUGCGAAUCAUCAUUGAUGAAGCCCGUUAAAUUUACGUUUGUAUAUCACAAGAAAAAAAAACUUAAUUUCGUGCCAGUCCCGUCCGGCAUGAUAUUGAGUUAUUGUAAUCAUAAAUUGAUGUAAUAAACUGUUUAUUGAUCUUGUCA